UAAGAUAAUAAUCUUUCUAAAAUCGAUAAAUUUUAGAUAAAUUAGGCGGACAGUGAACAACAGUAUAUGUUGUUGCAAAUCACACAUAUAUACCAUCUAUCUUGAUAAUGUCAUUUUUAGUGGAACGCAAAGUUCAAACUCAGAUUAUACAAUUAUACGGGGAGUUAAAUAUGUUUGAUGUAACUUGUAAGUUAAUUGGGAUAUCAGUUUUGACUUGAUGGUGUCCUUUUCAGGGAACACAAAAAGUUUAUAGUAAAAGGUAGUUUAUGAGAGAGAUAUCAAUUUUGAAGCAAGAAAGUGUGGUGGGAAUAUGAGCACCACAGAACUCCAGAAAUAAAGUAGUAGUAGAAUAGUGAGUAAUAGUUUGUGGGCUGAAAGCAAGGCAACUGGGGAAAAUGGCUAUGAGCCUAGCAUGGUUGUCACCAUGCACCAUUAUUUCACCAUACAAAACUAAUAUUCCAAGGCGCUGCAGUUGCUGCUAUGUCAACUCUUCUCAAGUUGAUUUGCCAUCGUCCCUGACAACAACAAGUAGUCCAACCACUAUUCGCCCUGCUGUUAUUCUUCCGGGUUUGGGGAACAAUACAAAUGACUAUGAGAAGCUGGCUCUCAUACUGAAAGGCUAUGAAGUACCAACAGCAAUAGCAAAAGUUUCAAGAAUUGAUUGGCUGAGGAAUGCUGCUGGUUUAUUGGACACAAAUUACUGGACUGGCACUCUCCGUCCUCGACCAGUGCUUGACUGGUACCUCAAGAGAAUUGAAGAUGCAGUCAGUGAAGCAAAAGAACUAGCUCAAGGUGGGAGUGGAACUUUAUCUUUUAUUGGGCAUUCAGCUGGAGGAUGGCUCGCACGUGUCUAUAUGCAGGAAUUUGGCUCCUCAGAUAUUUCCUUGUUACUGACUCUAGGAAGCCCCCACCUGCCACCACCUAAAGGUUUGCCAGGAGUAAUUGAUCAAACAAGAGGCCUGUUGAAUUACGUUGAAAAGAAUUGCGCAAAAGCUGUCUAUUCUCCAGAACUUAGAUAUGUAUGUAUAGCAGGGAGGUAUAUUCAAGGGUCUCGUUUCUUUGAUUCAAGUUCAACAUCUGUCAUGGGAGGUGUUGAACAGCCAACGUCAGAGGUUGCUGCAGUAACCAACCCAAAUGCAGAGACUCUAACAGGAUCCACUUUUCGUACACGGUUUGUUGGUCAAGGCUACAAGCAGGUUUGUGGCCAGGCAGAUGUCUGGGGUGACGGAGUUGUGCCAGUAGUUUCAGCUCAUCUGAAAGGCGCACUGAAUGUCACUUUGGAAGGAGUGUACCAUUCACCUGUAGGUUCUGAUGAUGCUACAAGACCAUGGUAUGGUUCUUCUGCUGUUGUCGAACACUGGAUACGGCACCUGCUUGUCUGACUGUAUAGUUCCAUGGUAAAUAUUAGGCAAAUUUGCCUUAUUCUUUGUGGCAAAUGUAGGACAUUCUUCAUAAAAAUGUCACAGCUGAGCCAAUUAAUGAAAUCUACAUGAGUAUUAUUAGA
Capsicum annuum is the source of this 1504-nucleotide messenger RNA. RefSeq lists its product as uncharacterized. Bases 396 to 1382 code for a protein of 328 amino acids. NCBI's taxonomy places the organism in Eukaryota, Viridiplantae, Streptophyta, Magnoliopsida, Solanales, Solanaceae. Gene Ontology annotation, cellular component: chloroplast. The record is from RefSeq and is a predicted model, not a curated record. The transcript is spliced from 7 exons. Gene Ontology annotation, molecular function: hydrolase activity, acting on ester bonds.